AUGGCUGAAGAUAACGAACGCGCGUAUGCAACCGUAGUUCAGGUAUAUAGUCCGUUACAAUUAGUGAAGCCGACUGGAGUAACCCACAUGAAAGGUGAUGUCGUCACAAAACCCGAAUACGAAUCGCGUCACGCGGAGUGGUUUCACCAAAAAGAAAAGCAAGCAAAUUUUCGGACUUCUAGUCACCAUUCCCUCCCAACUGCCCUGCGUAGGAUCAUGGCGUGGGCUGUCAGUAUUCGGAAGGCCUAUACAAAGACCAAGCGCAGUUCCGAGGAUAGCCCACUGGGGGCGCGAAAAACCGACACAGCAAUUCUAGAGGGGCAGCAAAACAGGUUUCCCCUUGGCAACAGUUCAGCCGACCCCAAACUUAUGGUCCAUUCGAUGGUAGUUAUGGUUCCUUGGACUCUUGAAAGCAGGUAG
Opisthorchis viverrini is the source of this 420-nucleotide messenger RNA. RefSeq lists its product as hypothetical. NCBI's taxonomy places the organism in Eukaryota, Metazoa, Platyhelminthes, Trematoda, Opisthorchiida, Opisthorchiidae. The record is from RefSeq and is a predicted model, not a curated record. The transcript is spliced from 2 exons. The coding region runs from base 1 to 420 and encodes 139 amino acids.